GAACAGAAAUAUUCUUUUUCUUUGUCCAUGAAUGUAUCAGCAGCAAAGUGACAGGCAAAUGGAAGCAUGUAGACUCACACACAGAUGAAAAUGUAUAACAAAACGAAAUGAGACUGUACAGUAAAGGCAAAUUUACAACAUUUAAAAUUUACUGUACAGUUGAAUAAAUAGCAUAUUUAAAUUCACAGAAAUGUGCAAUUGAGUAAGAUAAUUCAAAAAAGUGGAUAAAAAUCAAUAUAUGGAUGUAAAUCAAUAGAGUGCUGAUUUUUACAGAAUAUACAUAAAGUGCCAUCUGAAAGUGUUUACACCCCAUAACGUUUCUCAAAUACAGAUUUGAAUAUCGUUUUCAUUUUUGAAACUUAACACACAAAAUAAUGCACGACGGCAAAGGCAAACAUAUUUCAGAUAUUUUUAUAAAUUUGCAAAAAAACAAAAACAAACAUAAAAAUAUACCCUUUUCUAAAGUACUUAAAAUUGAGCUCAGGUGCAUCUUAUUUCCACUGAUCUUUCAGAUCCUCCUGAGGUACCUGAGGUAAGUUGAGCUGACUGAGCGUGAGUUAGAAUUAAAUCCACUUGUUGCUUUAAUUUUGCAGAAACAUCUACAAUAGAUUGUUAGACAGAUAUACAAAAGUCUCUUGUCUGAUAAAGGCGAGGGAGGUCUUUUUUGGCCUAUAUUCAAAGCUUUAUGUCUUGAGAAAAAACAGCCACUGCUCAGGACCUGACUAACACCAUCACCGUAAAGUAUGGUGGUGGCAGCAUGACGCUGUGGGUAUGGACCUCUACCCCUUGCGACUUGUCAUUAAAGUGACAGAGGACAAAUACAGAGACAUUUCUCAAGAAAAACUAUGACAGCUUGUAUCUUCAUCUGCAUAGAAAAUGGUAGAAAAUUUCCCCAAACCAUGUAAGGCUUGUAGAGACAUACGAAGACCUUAGGUUGCGUCUGCUGCAAAUGCUUUAGUCCCUGUCCACAUGGAAACAUUUUUAAAAAAUGGAAAUGUUUUCUGCCACAUCUCCAUAUUGAAACAGUGAUUUAGGAGGCCCUAAUUUUUAAAUCAUGUUCCAGGUGAAUUAUGUUCACUUUUGCAUAUUCUUGUGAACAGCAAAAACGUCUCUUUUGUUAAAACUCUAACAUCAUAGCCUCACCAAAAGCUUAACUUGGCUUGGAUUAAAGUCCUUUUGUAUGCUUCCUGGUCCAUGUUAUUCCAAACUUAUCUCAUAAAUGCGAUUUACAGAACAGCUACAGUGCUAAGAUGUGAUGCAAGAAAGUGCUCUCUCUUUAAACAAUGUUCACACUCAGUCACUACUUUGUUGCAGUUUACAUUUUACAGUGAGCAAAUCAUCAGAAGUAAGCUUGCUAAAUAGUGUGCAACCAUUUUCCACAGGAGACAUUAGAAAAGCAUCUAGGAUCUUUGAAGAAGCAAAGGAAUGCUGUGAAACACAGACUGAAGAAACUGGCAGCCCGUCAGUCAGAAAUCACUAAAAAGUCUGCAGCGAUAAGAGAGAAUGUAGCGAUGAAAUAUCAGGAGAUCCAGACGGUUCUGGAGGAGGACCUGCGGCUCACCUUGUCCCACCUGGAGAUGGAGGAGAGGGCUGCCGUCUCUGCCUUGGAUGGACUGAUGGAGAGAAACUGUGCUCUGAUCCAGGGAAUAGAGCAGGACUUGGCCAGACUUUCUUUAGUUUUGGAGCACUGUGACACAGAACCUGAUUCUAUGUCGUUCGUUUUACAUGCUGAACUGGACGACACAGAGACAGCAGAUAGAGUGUUGGAUGUCCUCAACCAAUCAGAUCCCAGCAGUGUGAGCCUUGAUGAAGCUAAAGCUAACCAGAUCCUCAGCCUCACCAACAGCAUGUUGCUCCUUGUCUGCUCGCAGAUCCCGUUAAUGAAGAAGCUCCUGAAAAGCUAUUCCAGUGAGGUGCACCUGGACCCAGAGACGGCCCACCCAAAGUUGGUCAUCUCCCCUAAAUGUGACAGCGUCUCCUACACAGACGCCUGGCAGAAACUCCCUGACCAACCAGGACGGUUCGACACCACCCUCAACGUCAUCAGUCUGCAGGGCUUCAGCUUUGGCCGCCAUUACUGGGAAAUUGAUGUGACUGGGAAGACGUAUUGGGAGCUUGGUGUUACCUUCCCCUCCAUUCCUCGCAAAGGCGUAUCUGAGGAGUGCUGGCUGGGUCGGGGCGCCGUGUCCUGGUGUGUGGAGUUCUUUGAUGGGGAAUACACGGCCUGGCAUGGUGGGGUGCCUCACCAGCUGCCUUUUACAAAACGCUUCUGUCGAAUUGGUGUUAUGUGCAGCUUUCCUGCCGGGCUGGUGAUGUUUCUAGAGGCGGACAAAAUGACGCCACUGUUCUCAUUCUGUGCUGGAACCUUCUCUGAGUGCCUCCACCUGGCCCUGUGUCCUGGUCACAACCACAGCGGCACCAAUUCAAGUCCUAUUGUAAUCUGUAAUGAAUCGUCUCCUACAAGUGACCUGUAGCUGCAUAAGAACAUGAUGUACAAAAAUGCAGGGCUGGCACAAGAUUUUUUAGGGACCCUGAGCAGCACAGGAUUUAGGGUCCCAUUUACAUAGUAGCCCACCGAUCACAACAGCACCAAUCAUGUGUCUUUUAAGCUAUUCAAACGUAACUUAUUUUAUGUUGUGCGUUUGGUUUCAUUGCUACAUUGUAAGACAAAAAUUAAAUAGAUAAUACAUUUCUUGUUUUUGAUUUGA
Messenger RNA from Xiphophorus hellerii (green swordtail), 2708 nucleotides. RefSeq names its product probable E3 ubiquitin-protein ligase TRIML1. Bases 1512 to 2474 code for a protein of 320 amino acids. The record is from RefSeq and is a predicted model, not a curated record. The transcript has 5 exons. Lineage: Eukaryota; Metazoa; Chordata; Actinopteri; Cyprinodontiformes; Poeciliidae. Gene Ontology annotation, molecular function: protein binding.